AACACAUCCAGCUUUGCUCAGCACCACAGACACCUUGGCUUUGUUUGUGCCCAGCUCUCAUCACUGCCUCCAGUGUUCUGCUGUGUCUGGAACCUGGGGACACUUUCUCAGUCGUGUUCCUCAGUGGGACCCAUUAAAACUUCAAGAAACUUUGGAGUUUCAAUUUAACUUUGAUUUCUUGAGAAGUUUUUUGAAGACUCUCUCAGGGACUGAGUCUGAUGUAAACAACACCAAAGUCCCAAGAGGCUCAUUAAAAUCUUUGUGCUGUGUCUGUGCUGCUGAGCUUUAAAGGAACAGCUCUUGCCAGGACCAGCUCCUCUCCCAGCCCAGCAGGGCUGAGGGCUCUGCCUGCAGGCACUGAGGGGACAGGAGCCAGGCAGAGACAGGCUGAAGGCAAUCAGGAUUGGGAAGACAUUGAGCUGAGACUUCACCUGGGGAAAGAUCUUCACAGCCCUCUACAUGUCUGUGAUGCCCAGGGUGAAGAAAUGUCCAACAGCAGCUCCAUCAGCCACUUCCUCCUGCUGCCAUUGGCAGACACGCGGCAGCUGCAGCUCCUGCACUUCUGCCUCUUCCUCGGCAUCUCCCUGGCUGCCCUCCUGGGCAACGGCCUCAUCAUCAGCGCCGUAGCCUGCGGCCACCACCUGCACACGCCCAUGUUCUUCUUCCUGCUCAACCUGGCCCUCAGCGACCUGGGCUCCAUCUGCACCACUGUCCCCAAAGCCAUGCACAAUUCCCUCUGGGACACCAGGGACAUCUCCUACUCAGGAUGUGCUGUUCAGAUCUUCAGGGCCGUGCUGAGGAUCCCCUCUGAGCAGGGACGGCACAAAGCCUUUUCCACCUGCCUCCCUCACCUGGCCGUGCUCUCCCUGUUUAUCAGCACUGGCAUAGUUGCCUACCUGAAGCCGCCCUCCAUCUCCUCCCCAUCCCUAGAUCUGGCCCUGUCAGUUCUGUACUCGGUGGUGCCUCCAGCCCUGAACCCCCUCAUCUACAGCCUGAGGAACCAGGAGCUCAAAGCUGCCGUGUGGACACUGAUGACUGAAUGCUUUCAGAAACAGUAAAUCGGUUGCCAAUUUCUGCAUAUCUCUUGUAAUAAAAGUCAUCUUUGAUAGUUCAGCUGGUUUGGUUUUUUUCCCCUAUGUUUUAGAUUUUUUUAUUGUCUCUAAACCUGGGCCAUUUGUUGUUCCAUUUGUCAUUUUGUUUCUCUCAGAAUGUCCUGUGGCCA
Motacilla alba alba is the source of this 1222-nucleotide messenger RNA. RefSeq names its product olfactory receptor 1G1-like. Gene Ontology annotation, molecular function: olfactory receptor activity; G protein-coupled receptor activity. Gene Ontology annotation, cellular component: membrane. Lineage: Eukaryota; Metazoa; Chordata; Aves; Passeriformes; Motacillidae. Gene Ontology annotation, biological process: G protein-coupled receptor signaling pathway. The transcript has 3 exons. The record is from RefSeq and is a predicted model, not a curated record. The coding region runs from base 486 to 1058 and encodes 190 amino acids.